Molecule: messenger RNA, 3000 nt
Organism: Fusarium sp. VM40
Lineage: Eukaryota; Fungi; Ascomycota; Sordariomycetes; Hypocreales; Nectriaceae
Source: the annotation of a GenBank genome assembly
AUGGCUUCAUCACCCCCGCGCCAGAAACGCCGCAAGCCUUCGUGCAAGGAGUUUCAAUGCACCCACGAAGGUUGUGGGAGGACAUAUUCACGUGCCGAGCAUCUCCAAAGACAUCAACUCAAUCAUUCCCCCAAAGAGAUCUACUACUGUGACUAUCCUGACUGCUCUUUUACCUUUGUCAGGAAAGAUCUCUAUGCGCGUCACAAAUUGAGGCACGAGCGUCAGGUACAACAAUACGGUAACGGCCGUCUUUCACAAAGGCCUCAGAAGGAGUUUGCUAGAUUACCAAGGGAGCGCGGUGAGCGUUAUUCAUUCAGUGAAGACGGUUCGGCUUGGAGUGAUACGCAGGACGAGGCGAGAGAGACACCAGCAAAGGAAAGACAGCCUUCGACGACUCGACUUUCAAUGGAUGCAUCUGGAAUCGACAACAACUCAAAACAGUACGUUAUUGAGGGAGGAUUAUCGCGUCAAGACUCUGGUCAGCGGAAUGAAUUAGGUGAUGGAAGCGGAUACUAUGCCGACCAGCGACAACUUCGAAGCCGCGACUCAUCACCGGAUAAGCAGGCAUUAGGCUCUGUGCCUUUUCGGAUUGACCAGAUGCCGCCUACUGAUAUGCCCAUGCCUCUAACCAGCCCCGAGCUAACUACUCGCCCCGAACGCGGCCGGAAUCAUUCUUAUGCUAUGCCUAAUGGAAUUCCAACGACGAAUACGGACCAAAUCAUGGACGAACAGCACUUCGGACUCUCACCGUCCAGUACAGAUGAAUUCACCACCUGGCUCUUUACCGGCCAAGGGCUAGGCUCUAACUAUAAUUUCAUGCCCGGCAACGUCGGCAUGGCAGGAUACUCGAACAAUUUCGGCCAACUAUGUACCGAUUAUGCGGCCCAGCCAGGAAUGAUGGGCAGUUCCUACGUCGAACCCAUCAACAGCCUCUGGUUCCAGUCAGAACCUUUGGCCAUGGCGACACCAAUGGUGGACGUAUCCCAGUUUGGAAAGACCGGUCUUUCAGAGCAUAAGCGACAGUCAUUACUUCAUUACAUGAUGCAAAGAUUCAACGAGAUUAGUCUGCACGGCAGUAGAUCCGCAGCGGAUAUCAAAGAUGAGAUCUUCGGCAGCGACACUGAUGCAGAGGAUCAUGUGCUCAGCCACGUCAACGUUGAACGUUAUCUCAACUCGUACUGGGAUCACUUUCAUGAUCAGCUUCCCAUCCUGCACCGCCCAACGUUCAUACCUGAGACUGCCAACGACUUUCUCCUGUUGGCUGUUCUGAUCAUGGGUGCGUCUAUGGUUGACAAAAAGGGGGCUUCGCAAGAUACCGUGGAGAAAAUUUCAAAGUUCACCACCUUUGUCUCGUGGAAUUUACGCUGGCAGGUUUUCAUGCACGCCGACUCUCAUCCGCCUGCAAAGCUGUGGGUUAUACAGACACUGUUGCUUCUGGAGGUUUACGAGAAGAUGAACGCUACUCGCGUUCUCCACGAACGUGCUCAUAUUUACUUCCCUACAACUCUGUCGCUGAUGCGCAGGGGGAGUGCUCUCACAGGUAAACAGUCUUCUUAUGUAUCUAGAGUGCCUACGCCUCUUGGCAGUCCCAAAAUCGGAUCAUCGAGAUUGUUCCCCGGACCGAAUAGACCAGGUUUUAAUUCAACGCCGGAAAAAUGGUGGGAUCACUGGAUAGCGCAGGAAGCCACACGCCGCGCUGCCUUGGCUGCGUUUAUCAUCGACGCUACACACGCUGCGCUAUUUGGACAUACACCAACACUAGUAAUCCACGAGAUUAAGCUCCCACUUCCCUGCGACAACACCCUCUGGUCAUCCGAUUCACCCUCAGAGAUCGGCUGCGUGGAGUCAAGUCUCCAUGCUAACGGAGUCACGCCGAUUACCUUCCUCGACGGCCUACAACGCACACUCAACGGACAACGGGUGCGAACGAGUCCUUUUGGUAGGAUAGCACUUCUUGCUGCGCUGCUAUCUGUGACAUGGCAGAUGCACCAAAGGGACCUAGAUCGUUCAACGCUUGGAACUGAUACAAUACCCGGUGUUCAGGAGCGCUGGCGACCAAAGCUACUAAGGGCUUUUGACUGGUGGAAGAAGGACUACGAUGACGGGGUUGCUCAUGUAAAACAUGCUGCUUUUGACUGGCAGAGACUUGGGUUGAGUAGCAGAGGCGGGAGUGAUGAUGGCGAUGCUAUGGAAACAUUGGGUACGGUGCUGUAUCAUCUGGGCCAUAUCACUGUCUACAUCAGCAUGCCAGAGCUUUGCAUAUUUGCUGGCGUCCCCCAGAUCCUUGGUCGGACCGUCUCUUCUGUCGACUGGAGAAGAACAGAAGCUAAGAUCAAGGAGUGGGUGGCAUCCCCUGGAGCAAUCGGCGGGGUGUACCAUGCACUUCAACUCAUUCGACUGAUUCUUCUCCAAGAGGAGCCCAAGAGAGGAACAACAAACGACGCCAGUGGUAUGCCGUCUGUGUUUUCACCAUCUGCAUAUCCUAAAUAUGACGCUGGGAAUGAUAAGUUACUAGUCAGAGCAUGGGCUCUGUACUAUGCGUCUUUGGUGCUGUGGGCCUAUGGAUUCGUGCAAGAUGGAAAUAUCGAGCCAUUCCCCGACCAUCUACAAUAUCCCUCCAGCUCCGCUGGGAUACCAACGAUGACUACAGAGCCUAGUAUCCAUUCAAACCAAGGUGCAACGAGCACACCUCAGACCUCGCACCCCGAGCAGACCCCCAUGUCAUCAAACAUGGACUAUGAGACGUUGAAGCGUGACCGCCACGAGGAUCUCCGAACAUAUCUCCAAAUCAUGAUCCCCCCCACGAUUGACUCUAUUAAAGCCUUCCACCUGCACCAAAACCAAGCUGGGGUGGUUGGAAACCGGAACAAGAUUAUUGGGCUGCUGAGUAUUGUUGAUGAUGCGUUGACGAACACGAGAUGGGAGCUUUUGGCUGAGGCAAGACACAGGCUUAAGAUGGCUGCGUCUAUGAUGCAGCAGCCUCGGGAGCCCAGGAUGUGA